This is a messenger RNA of Topomyia yanbarensis, 4632 nucleotides long. It is a transcript of the gene mesh, whose product is annotated as protein mesh. NCBI's taxonomy places the organism in Eukaryota, Metazoa, Arthropoda, Insecta, Diptera, Culicidae. The transcript is spliced from 10 exons. The record is from RefSeq and is a predicted model, not a curated record. Gene Ontology annotation, biological process: cell-matrix adhesion. Bases 162 to 4409 code for a protein of 1415 amino acids.
GACAACGCCCCGACCGGACCGAAUUGAAACGGAACUCCGCCGCUCCGAUGGCCGGAAUAUUAGUGAUAAGAUAAGCAAAUUUUUGGUGAUUUAGAAGAAAAAGAUUUGGAAAUAUAAGCCCCAGAUUAAGUGAAAAACCAGAAAAGUACAAGUGUAAAACCAUGCGCUGGAAACUACUCCUGCUGCUGGCAUGUUCCGUAGCCGUGCUGGAAAGGACGGUUCCGGUGAAAGCGGACGAUGACGGUGACGUCAUCGUUGAAGAUAGUAGUGACAUAGUUCUCUCGGGCGAGGGUGAAAAUGUUGUGACUGAAGCAGAAACCGCGCUUCCUGAGAGUGCUGACAAUGAAGAUACGGAAGAUGUGAGUAAUGACGAUGAGGACACCAAGGUGGACGAAGAUGCCGUUGAGGUUGAUCCGGCAGGUUCCGAGAAGCCGGAGGGAAGGAAAGGAAAAUACUACAACUAUGAUGAUUUCCUGUCUAACUUGGAUAACUACGAUUCGACGUAUGACUGGAGCGAUCCCCAGAACCGCGUCCAACCGAAGGAUCCACCCAACUUCCAGACCGAUGGAUCCGCGUAUACGAUCACCGCCGCCCGUCUUGCCGAAAUUCGCCGACAAUUCCUCUACCCAUUCUACGACCGGGGCGGUCCGGAAAAUCUUGGCGAUUGGCAGAGUGACAUCCACGCAUCGAUGCCCCAGGUGCACAAAAACUUCAACUUCCAGCUUCCGUUCUAUGGUUUCCGCUUCAACUACACCCGCAUAUCGAUGAACGGUUUCCUGGAAUUUUCCGACCCACCGCCACACUACACCUACCCGCUGUCGUUUCCGAUCAAGGAUUGGCCCCGCCGUAACGAUCCGUCCUUCAUUGGUAUCUUCUUCUCCAAGUGUCGAAUCGGUUUGAUCUACGAUACGGACGUUGAUCAGCGUUCACCGGGAGUCUACUUCCGUAUGGAGCGUGAUCUACAGACCAGAACCGAUCGGCCCGGAGUGGAGAUGCGGGAACGUGUAAUGUGGGAUAUCCGUGAGGGUGUGGUUGGUUCGGAUACGUUCAUUCCGAAGCAUGUGAUUAUAACGACGUGGAAGAAUAUGAGUUUCGCCGGUGGUAUCGAUAACUCGCUUUACAAGACGAAUAGUUUUCAAAUGGUUCUGGCUACUGACGAGGUCUACACCUACGCUAUUUUCAAUUACGCGAUCAUCAAUUGGUCAUCACAUACCGAAGCAGGCGGUGAUACAACUGGUGGAGAAGGAGGUGUUCCAGCUUUUAUCGGAUUCAAUGCAGGAAACGGAACUCAGGCCUACGAGUACAAACCGUACAGUCAAGCUUCGGUACUGCGCGAUUUGACUGGUCGAGGUUGGGCGAACGGUUUCCCUGGACGGCACAUAUUCCGUCUUGACGAACGGAUUAUGCUUGGGACGUGUAACAAGGAUAUAGACGCUGCCCAUCUACCACUUGUGUUUGCUCCGGAGUCCGGUAAUAUGCUUGGCGGAACGGUUGUUAACAUUACCGGACCAUGCUUUAUGCCGAAUGAUCGUGUUGCCUGCCGUUUCGAUACGGAUGAAGUCAUCGGGAAAGUGAUAGACACAAAUCGGGCAAUCUGUGUGCAACCAUUCCUGAAGGCUCAAGGUUACAUUCGUUUCGAAAUAUCGGUUGGUACGGAUCGGUUCAAGUGGAGAGGACGUUACUUCGUGGAAACUCCGGCUACCGCGACAGACAGGAUUUUCUUCGAAUCGGAUGAUGUUCAUCGAAGGAGCCCUUCCGAGAUUCGGAUUUCCUGGAAUCGAUUCAAUUUGACAACUAACUUGAAUGCAAACGUGCAAAUUUCUCUUUGGGGGUACCGGGAGGCGACUAUUCGUCCGGAGCUAGAAUACAUCGACAUGAUUGAACCGCAGUUAACCAACACGGGAGCAUACACAAUUUCGCCAGCUAACUAUCGACUUCGGGACAACCCUCGGCAGGUAGACAUGCAGUUUGGAUUUAUUCAGAUCAAUCUCACCAAUCCGGAACAGUUCAACGGACUCGCCAUUUCACCAAUACUUUGGUCGAAACCAAUUCCUCUCGGUUGGUACUUCGGUGCACAGUGGGAGCGCAUCCAUGGAAGAAACUGGCCAAGGGCCCUAUGCGAUAACUGGCUUAUGACAGAUCGGUUCCUGCGAAAUUUUGCUCACGAGCUUCCUAUUUGUCCAUGUACGCUGGAGCAUGCAAUGUACGACAAGGGACGCUAUCUUCCAGAUCAGGAUUGUGACCGCGACACCAAUCCAACGUGUCUCCAUCAUCGAGGAGGAAUCCAUUGCGUACGAUCAGGUCAACCCUCGCCUCAAGGUUCCGAACAACAGUGCUGCUAUGAUCGUAACGGCUACCUGAUGCUUUCGUACGAUCAGAUGUGGGGAUCACGGCCACGUCGCAAUCACAACAUCGGUCAGAUGCCGUGGAACGAAGCGAACAAAGUUCCCACACUCUCAACCUGGUUCCACGACGUGCGGCCAUACUAUUCCUGUUGUAUGUGGCAGGAUGAACAGGCCGUUGGUUGUGAAACUUUCCGUUUCGAGCGUCGUCCUUCGCAGGACUGUAUCGCUUACCAGUCGCCAGCGGUGGGUGCCAUCUUUGGAGAUCCUCACGUUGUGACCUUCGACGGUCUACAGUACACUUUCAACGGUAUGGGUGAGUUCGUUCUACUGCGCGGUAACAACGGUCGUGAACGCGUUGACGUUCAGGGUCGUUUCGAGCAAGUAGCUCGCAACAUCCACGGACCGGUUAUGGCCACCCAGCUGACAUCGGUAGCUGCCCGCGGUAAUACCUCCACGAUAAUUGAAGUUCGUCUACGACCCCGGGAAGCUCAGUGGAGAUAUCGUUUGGACGUGUUCGCUGAUCAGCGUAGAAUCUACUUCGAUCGGCAGAGUUUGAAGUAUCAGCAUUUCCAUGGCGUUACCGUCUAUACUCCGACGUAUAUUUUGAACCAAUCGGAGGUCGUCAUCAUGUUCUCAUCCGGUGUGGGGGUUGAGGUGGUUGAAAAUAAUGGCUUUAUGACGGCAAGAGUUUACACACCGUGGAGUUUCAUAAACAAAACACGUGGUCUUUUCGGCAACUGGAGUUGGAACAUGGCAGACGAUUUAACCCGACCCGAUGGUACCGUUAUAGCACCCAAUUUGAACCAUUUCGGAGAUAUUCACAAUAACUUCGCGAUGCACUGGAUGCUAUCCGAUCGCGAGGUAGAAGGCGUUGGCCAAGCUCUGUUCACACGCGAAUUCGGACGAACGUCCAGUUACUAUGCGAACGCCUCAUUCCUUCCGGAGUUCCGUCGGGAGCCGAGAGACUUCCUACCGCCGAACCGAACACACGAUAUAGAACGAGCUACGGAACUUUGCGGCGAGAGCUAUCAGUGUCGAUAUGACUACGGAAUGACGUUGAAUCGGGAAAUGGCUCACUUUACCAAAAAUUACCAUGCUAGUGCCAUAAACAUACAGACUAUUAAUAAUGAGCGGACAAUAUCAUGCGGUAUCCUGGAAACUCCUCGAUUCGGGCGAAAAUCAAACUUCAUGUUCACGCCAGGUGCCCGCGUCUCGUUCGAGUGCAACGAAGGAUUCUUCCUGAUAGGGGACGCCCGACGCGUCUGUCGCGAAAACGGCCAAUGGGAUGUUCCGGAGUACGGUUUUACCGAAUGUCUCCGCAAAGUAUUCUAUACCCGCCGUACUGCUUGGAUCACAAUGGGCAUUGUUCUAGCUGUAAUGUUACCGUUGAUUAUGUGUAUCAUUUGUGGAGUAUAUUGCUUCCGCAAACGUAAGCUCAAGGACGAUCCGGACUGGCGUAUGCCACUUCCAUCUAGAUCGGGUUCGCGAGCUACCUUGCGCAAUCUGAACAGCGACGGCAGUGAGUACGAUGACAACACGAUCAAGAAGGUGCGCCGGUACGAUGCUACGUACAACACACACGAACCGCUACCCGGCAAACCGGACAUUCAAUUUGAACCGAAGAAGAUGGACCUGGAUGAAGAAGACAUCACAUCCUCGGAAGGAGGUGAAUAUAGAGAUAAAGUUGUAAAUGAAUUCCAAUAUUUGAACAUGGCUGAUCAAAAACAACUAGGUCGUCGGAGACUGACAACCGGCAAUGAGAACGGAACUGCAGCCGGACCGUCAAUGUUCAGCGAGGAUGAAGAAAACAACUAUCCGCCACCACCGACCGAGUCUCCUACGCAAGCCUACGGUGCCUACAGUCCAACGUUCAGUGGAAUCGAUCGGAACAGCAGUUUCGCUACUGAGGAAGCUUCUCCGAUCAAUCAGAGACGACCGGGAGCGUUCCCGGUAACGACACAACCCAAUACCAGCACAUUCUACGGCGGAGAACACAGUGGUCAACCGCUGGUUCAAAACGUGGGACUGCCGGUCAGGUUGGACAGUCGAUCAACCGAAGUCUAAAGUAAUCAUUUCCUUGACAAAAACUAACCUAUUUCACAACCUCCGAGAACAGUCAGGUAUUUUAUGACAUCACAAAUUCCGUCGUCGUCGUCGUCGUAUUAUUUUUACAGUUAGUGUGGUACUCCUACGAAGAGCUCAAGUAGAUAACAGGCAUUUUUUCUAAUGAUAAGGUUAAAUGUGUACUUAGCGAUAAGCAAAAUAAAAAUGAAAUCAAUAAAGCUAA